AGGCCUGAGAUGCACCGGCAUCUAUAAGACCAAACGUCGCACCGUCCACAAACACACUGCAAACCCCAUCACAGCGACAGCCAUGGAAAAUCUCUUGGGUGGUUUAGUUGGUUCCGACGGCGUUGCAAAAAUUAUCGGAGACAAAGUUGGCGACGGUGUGGAGAACAUUAUGAGUCAAGUCCUGAGUAAAGAUAAGGACGGAAAAGAGGAGCCGAAGGGAGGAGAGGGCGGUUUGGGAGAUGUGCUCUCAUCGCUCGGAGGGAAGAAAGACGAUGACAACGGAGCCGGCGGUUUUGGAGGUAUGCUCUCAUCGCUCGGAGGGAAGAAAGACAAUGACAACGGAGCCGGCGGUUUGGGAGGUAUGCUCUCAUCGCUCGGAGGGAAGAAAGACGAUGACAACGGACUUGCAAAGGGAGCGAUGGACUUGUUGAGUGGAUUCAAGUAGACGGUGUCCUGAAGGAAACUUCUCCACCUGCGGAGAUUUCACCUAAAGAUUAUUUAAGAUUUUAAUCAUUUGAAUAAUGUAACUGUAAAGAAACACUCACGACUUCAUACUUAUUUGUUCUUUAUUGGUUUUAAACUAAAUUAAACUGGAGGAUUAUUGUUAUUAUUUUUCACAGGUGAAAUCUGUUGAACUUGAUAUAAAAUAAUGAAGAUGGUAAACUGGGUUUUUAUGUGCUAAAAUGAAGAGACAGUAUUUUAAUUGAAUGAAAGAAUAACUGUCAUAAUUUAACUGCAUUAAAACACGAGUGUAAACUGUGUCACCUGUUCUCACUAAUCAAACCUUCAUUUAAAGAAAUAAUCUGUGAAAUAUUGAUGACGUUACUAUUAAAACUGUGUCUCUGGUUUGAAAUAUACAUUUAAAUUUUUGUGUAUUUUUGGGCUGGACGCUGCUCACUGUUAAAAUCUACUGGUAAAAAUAAAGGUGAUAAAAUACAAA
This is a messenger RNA of Paralichthys olivaceus (Japanese flounder), 940 nucleotides long. RefSeq lists its product as uncharacterized. NCBI's taxonomy places the organism in Eukaryota, Metazoa, Chordata, Actinopteri, Pleuronectiformes, Paralichthyidae. The record is from RefSeq and is a predicted model, not a curated record.